GGCAGAGUAAAUAAUACAGAUUUUAUUUUUCCAGUGCACGUAAAAGGCAAUUGAUUUAGGCCCGUUGAUUAUUUAACAAACUUGUUUCAGGUUGUUUGUUGUUUAUUUUAUAUUGCUUAUAUUUUCUCCAUCAACCGAUACAAGAAUGGGCGACAGUGUUGAGCAACAGGUUAACAAAUUGUCUAUAGGAGAAUUGUACACAAGUGAAAAAACUGGUUGCGAUGAAAGUGGAGAUGGAACCGAAGCAAAGCCGUUUAAAACUAUUCUUCGCGCCAUGAUGUUCCAUCAAUCUGAACCCUUCCCUACUUUAUAUGUUGACAGUAAAGAACCAAACAAGAAAUUUGAUCCAAUAGCGAAGGCACAGCUGAAAAAGCAAACAAAAAUAUUCACUGCGGAAAAACGAAAAGAUGUUGCAAGAAAGGUACGAGAACAAGAAGAUGCGGAGAGGAGAGAGAAGAACCUGGAGGAUGCAAAGAAGAUCAUCAUCAGCGAGGAUAAAUCACUCCCGGCUGCUAAAAGUAUUAAAAUUGGGGCAGCAACAGCUCAUCGAGGGCAAAGAGUAAAAGUUAAUGGUUGGUCUCAUAGAAUUCGUAGACAGGGCAAGACACUCAUGUUUAUUGUUCUACGUGAUGGUUCAGGUUAUUUACAAGCUGUUCUAAAUGAUCAACUAUGUCAGACCUAUAAUGCUGUCAUGCUUAGCACUGAAAGCACAGUGUGUCUAUAUGGGGUUAUAACCCCUGUAAUGGAAGGAAAAUCAGCACCUGGGGGACAUGAACUGAUUUGCGAUUAUUGGGAACUAAUUGGUCUGGCACCACCUGGUGGAAUAGAUACAGUCCUCAACCAGGAAGCCGAUGUAGACGUUAUGCUCGACAACAGACAUCUAGUUAUCCGGGGAGAACAAACCUCAAAAAUAUUACGAGUCCGAUCAUAUCUUAUGCAAGCGUUCCGUGACCACUACUUUGAGCGAGGAUAUUAUGAGGUGACCCCUCCAUGUCUCGUGCAAACACAAUGUGAAGGCGGUUCAACCCUGUUUAAACUGGAUUUCUUUGGAGAGCAAGCAUAUCUCACUCAGUCAUCUCAGUUGUACCUGGAGACAUGUCUUCCGUCUCUGGGAGACGUUUUCUGUCUCGCUGAAUCUUAUCGUGCUGAGCAAAGCAGGACAAGACGUCAUCUUGCAGAAUACACCCAUGUUGAAGCUGAAUGUGCGUUUAUAACGUUUAACGAUUUACUCGACCGUUUGGAAGAUUUAAUUUGUGAUGUUGUUGAUAAAUUGUUAAAGUCACCGGCUGGAGAAUUAAUUAAAGACCUUAAUCCUGGGUUCGUUGCACCUAAACGUCCAUUCCGUAGAAUGGAUUAUGCUGAAGCAAUUGUUUAUUUGAAGGAGCAUGAUAUUAAAAAAGAAGACGGGAGUUACUAUGAGUUCGGUGAAGACAUUCCCGAAAUGCCCGAAAGAAAAAUGACAGAUCAAAUCAAUGAACCAAUUCUUCUCUGCCGGUUUCCUUAUAAAAUAAAGUCCUUCUACAUGCAGAAAUGCAAAGACAACCUAGAACUUACAGAGUCUGUUGACUUGCUCAUGCCAAACGUUGGUGAAAUUGUUGGUGGGUCUAUGAGGAUGGACAACCACGAGGAACUUCUGGAAGGUUACAAAAGUGAAGGUGUUGAUCCAUCCAAGUAUUAUUGGUACACAGAUCAGCGCAAAUUUGGAACUUGUGAGCACGGAGGUUAUGGACUUGGAUUGGAGCGUUUACUGACCUGGCUUACAGAUCGUUACCAUAUCCGAGAUGUUUGUCUCUAUCCACGAUUCCUUGAACGUUGUUGCCCUUGAAAGUUUUUUAACGCACUAACGUGUAAAUUUAUUUCUCAGCUUAGUAAAUUUUAAUGAGAUUCGUGUUGUUCUUGUUCUCUUUGGAAAUCUAAACUAAUUCAUCUCAUAACAUUUAAUAGCAAACAGUUGUUUUAUAAAAAGAAAAUCGUUGAAAAGCUACUUCGUGUUUGCGGUUACUUUUCUGGUGGUAGAUUUGCAUGCAGUAAAAUGAACAGAUUAAAACAUGUAUUGUGGUGAAAAUAAAAAAACCCUAACUCCAA
This is a messenger RNA of Ciona intestinalis (vase tunicate), 2085 nucleotides long. Lineage: Eukaryota; Metazoa; Chordata; Ascidiacea; Phlebobranchia; Cionidae. The record is from RefSeq and is a predicted model, not a curated record.